AUGGUCCGCUUCCGUACGAGCGUAAUACACGCUUUCUUGGCUGUGACCUGGGACUGGUGUGAUACCGUUACUGCCGGGCCGGUUCAGUCUGUAGGUGCGAAGAACUUUGGCCGCGAUACGCAGAGCAUUUCCUCCCCGAGCCGUCCGGAACCUGUCAUGUUGCAACCACUCCGCAUCCCUAGGCAGGGCAACUCAAAGCGUGAUCGCCGAACCGCCCUGGAACUCAAGGGAGAAGAAACACUCUAUUGGGGCGCUGAAGAUGGCACCGUGGCAAGGCUUCGGAUCGAAACGCCCGACGAGACCGAGAACCUGGUCAACCUCGAACUCAUUGACGACAUGGUCCGCCAAGUAACCUGUCCGCCCGCCGGCUCCGAAUCAGGCACGCUCAAGCUGCAGUUCCUCGAAGAGGCCGACUUCGACGACGCCCAAGACAUCUGGCAGUGGGUAAACCAGGCCGCCGAUAACCGCUUCCUCUUGCUAGUCGGCGCGGGAGCCUGCGGCUGGAACACAGAACGCAUCCCCUACAACGUCACGGGGCUGGUGUACAACGACGAGGUCGAAACGGCCAUGCUGCAGGUCCAGCGCACAACCUGGAAGCAAGCAGCGCACACCUUCGACCUAACCGUGGGGCACACCGCCAUCCCCCCCACCACCACCAACAACCACAACAACCACAACACCGCCCUAUCCACAACCGCCCUCUCCCUCAACCCCGCCUUCACCAUCCCCCUCACCACCAACCUCACCUCCCCCUCAGCCCUCACCAUCCCCAUCCCCAACCCAGCCGGCGCCGGCACCACACCCCUCACCCUCUCGGCCACCUGCCUCGCCUGCCACACCGCGGGCGCCCUCACCGUGCAAGCGCACUUCGCCGCGCGGUGGUUCGAGCUGACCGCCGCGGCCGUGGAGGUGUCGCUCCCGGAAGAACUCACCGCGACGGCGGUGCUGGCGCUCAGUCUGCGGGGGGAUGUGGUUGCGCCGGUGGCGCGCAGCGUGCCGCUGGUGGAGCUGGCGCCGGGGGGCGUGGCGAUUCCCGGGGUGGUGACGCUGGGGCCAACGGUGGGGGUGAGUUUGGGGGUGGAGGUUGGGGGGGUGAGGGGGGCGGCGGGGGUGAUGGUGGGGGGGAUGGCGAAGUUGGACGUGGGGUCUCUAACGAUUGUCGUCGCUGAUGGGGAUGGGAGGACGGGGGUGGAGGGUUGGGGGGUGCAGGUGAGGGGGGAGGAGUUGAAGGUGGAUGCGUCGGUGGAGGCGAGGGCGGCGGUGUUUUUGAGGGCGGCGGUGGGGGUGGAGGUUAGCGUGUUUGAGAGCGGGUUUGCGGCCGAGUUGAGAGCGGAUGCUCCGACGCUAUCGGCCACGCUGAAGGCGGUGACUUGUGAGUACAUCCCUUGGUGUUUCCUGGUUGGUCUCGGAGACACUGACAGCGACAGCGUCGAACUGCACCGUGUGCGGGGAGUUCCAGAGUGGCUCGUCAAUGGCGAUGUGAAGGGGUGCCAAGAUGGACACCCCUGGGUUGAGCUGAACGCCGGUCAGCCACCAAGGCAGAAAAUCUCAUGGCACCAGCAGCUCUGCUACCACAAUUAUGUGGUUUCUGACGAGGGAGACGACCUGCUACAAUUCCACCUCGAAAAGCUGGGCGAAGAGGCGGCCAAGUAUUGGCACAGUAGCGUCCCAGCGGAGAUGGGCCGUCCAUGGAGUUGCAAGUUCCUGCAGGCAGCUUGCCGCUGUGCUUCACUUGUCUACGACUACCCAAGCCAGCCAACUUUCUCUAGUGGGCUAGAGCUGCAACCGAUUAUGCAACGCACGCCUUCUGUGACAGGAACGGUCAAAGCUACGUCAAUGUGGAAGACUGUAUCUGACCACCAGAAGAUGACCUUGUUUGCUUCCGUCAGGGGGACGGCCAGCACGGUGGACCACGUGGUAAAUUCCAACGGGGAGCCCAGGGACGUCGGUUCUCUUUUUAAAUUCGAAGGCAUAGCAGGAACUAAAGCGCACACGGGGUUUCUGGCCUGCGCAAAGACGCUCAUACCAACCCUAAAAGUGGCCAUCGAACAACAUGUAACGUCUGACAAACGGGUUGCUGAAGUGGUAUUUACAGGGCACUCGGCAGGGGGCGCCGUUGCAUCCCUCGUGUUUCUGCACUUUGUGUCUAAUCCACCAGCCGAACACAACUGCAAACGUCUGCCUCAAGUAAACGUGGUUCUGGCGCUGGUCAACGAGUACGACCUCGUCACCCGGGCAGACAAGCCGUACCUCAACUCGCUCGUGGACCUGUACAGGUCCAGAUACGGGCUUCCACCAUUGCACACGCCGGCGCUCACCAGUCUCGCUGCACACGCCGGAGCAGCCGGGGUAAAGGGCAUGUGGCCGCUACCCCCGCCACAGUUUCAGUUACUGGGGGACAUUAUCGUUUUGAAGAGUUGUGUAGGACCGGCGGGGGAUGAUGAGAGCGACGCCACCAAAUUCGUGCAUCACUCGCUUCAGCCUGUACGGCUUACCGCGGACGAGUUUGGCAGACUUUUGUUCUGCGACGUGGCGGUGCACCGCCGGGUGGUGUAUCUGGAACGGAUGGACAUGCUUGCGAGGGUUGAUGAUACAGCUGGGCCAGCAGAGGGGAAAGAUGUGCUUGUCAGGGAAGUGGAGGAGCUGGCCGCUGCGAGACUGAAGGUUCACUGA
Messenger RNA from Chaetomium globosum CBS 148.51, 2673 nucleotides. RefSeq lists its product as uncharacterized. The transcript has 9 exons. The record is from RefSeq and is a predicted model, not a curated record. Gene Ontology annotation, biological process: lipid metabolic process. The coding region runs from base 1 to 2673 and encodes 890 amino acids. Lineage: Eukaryota; Fungi; Ascomycota; Sordariomycetes; Sordariales; Chaetomiaceae.